AUGUUGAAAGAUGAGAAUAUUAAAGCCAUAAAAAUAACAAGAGUAUAUGAACCUUCGAUCACCCCGCAGCAGUCCUUCGCUACAAAUCGUGAAGACGAUGUAGGGGAGGACAUUGGUGACGACAGUGUGGGAGAGGAUAUUGCUGAGGAUUUCAUCGAAGAUGACAUCAUGACAAGGGCGAGCGAAGAUGAGGACUUUAUCAAUGAAGAAGACUGGAGAACCGAGAUUAACCUUUACCUUGAAGAAGGUACGCUACCUACGGACUUGAAGCAAGCCAGACUGAUACAAUCAAAGGCAGGAAGAUACGAUCUUCGUGAUGGAGUAUUAUACAAGAAAUCCUUUCUCGGACCACUACUACGAUGUCUAUCAAGAGAGGAGGGGCAUCGUAUUUUGAAAGAUAUCCAUUAUGGGGACGCAGGUAACCACAGCGGAAUGAGAUCACUGGCGGAUAAAGCAAAAAUGCAGGGAUACUAUUGGCCACAGAUGAUCCGAGAUGCCGCUAGGAUGUCCAGGAGAUGCGAAGAAUGCCAGCGGUUUGCUAAAUAA
This is a messenger RNA of Papaver somniferum (opium poppy), 546 nucleotides long. RefSeq lists its product as uncharacterized. The record is from RefSeq and is a predicted model, not a curated record. Bases 1 to 546 code for a protein of 181 amino acids. Lineage: Eukaryota; Viridiplantae; Streptophyta; Magnoliopsida; Ranunculales; Papaveraceae. The transcript has a single exon.